Telopea speciosissima is the source of this 1156-nucleotide messenger RNA. RefSeq names its product zinc finger protein ZAT5-like. The transcript is spliced from 2 exons. The record is from RefSeq and is a predicted model, not a curated record. Bases 20 to 1060 code for a protein of 346 amino acids. NCBI's taxonomy places the organism in Eukaryota, Viridiplantae, Streptophyta, Magnoliopsida, Proteales, Proteaceae.
UUGGAAGGAUCACCAGGACAUGGAAGCUCAAGAUCAAGAAGUCAUGGGACCCAACGACCUAUCACAUAUCGUUAAGGGGAAACGCACCAAACGGCAAAGGGCACCUUCCCCUCUUGCUUUAGCCAUGAACAAUACCACAAGCUCGUCCAGCGCAGGUGGUGGUGGUGGAGGAGGAGAAGAUGAUUGUAAUUUCCCGUCUCCGACGACGAGCUCUACGGAAUUACAAUUCGCAGGUCAUGAGAGUACGGAAGAAGAAGAGGAUAUGGCUAAUUGCCUAAUUCUCCUGGCCCAGGGUCAUGGCCGUGAAAGUCAAAAACGAAUUGAAGUCAGUACCGGUGGUGGUGGUGGUAGUGGUGGCGGAGAAAGAUUUAGUAGCCGAAGAUUUGCGGAGGCGGCAACAACCACUGGUGGAAAAGCAGGUUUUUAUGUAUAUGAGUGCAAGACUUGCAAUCGUUGUUUCCCUUCAUUUCAAGCUCUUGGAGGACAUAGAGCUAGUCAUAAGAAACCUAAAGCUAUGAUGGAAGAGAAUAAGAAAGCAUCAGCAUCAUCACUAGUCUUAUCUCCCGAAGAAGAUGAAUCUCAAUUCAAUACAAAUAGCCCUCCUCUCCAUCCCCAUAUGCUCAACAGUUUCAACAACAACAACAACAACAACAACAACAACAGAGGCAUUUAUAGUAACAAUACCAGCAACAACAACAACAACAAUAACAAGUCAAGAGUCCAUGAGUGCUCCAUAUGUGGUUCUGAAUUCUCUUCUGGCCAAGCCUUGGGAGGUCACAUGAGACGACAUAGAAGCGUUGCUGGGCCAACAACAACGAUGAUGACGACGACGAUGACGCCGGCGUCUGAAUCACCUGACGAUGAGGAAACCCAUAAGCCAAGAAAUGUGUUGGAGUUGGAUCUUAACCUUCCGGCGCCAUCGGAAGACGAUCACCAUCAUUCCGAAUCCAAAUUCACUUUCACUUCAAAACAACAACAACAACAACAACAACAACAGCAACAAACACCACCACCUGCUCUUGUCUUCUCUGCAUCUGCUUUGGUAGAUUGCCAUUACUAGCAUUGAUCUGGGAACCGGAUCAUCAUUGUGAAUUACAGUAAUUUUACCAGGCAUUAUUAUUAAUUUUUUUCAUUUAAAUUUUUUUAUAUGAUUCAA